AUGGCGACUGUACGACAGGGUUCGUUGGGACGAGGCCUAUUUCUUCAUACACACAAAGGAGCGGUUUUCACCCACCGCCAAAACCGUUACCUUCCAGCGCUGUGGAGUGUGUCACUUACACACCCUCAGACUGGUAUGCAAUUCCUACCCUUGGCCGGGCAUGCCGGCAUGGUCACUGGCAUGUGUAUGCAAUUUGCUCGGCUCUCCUGCCGGCAUAAGUUGCUCCGAGGGGUGCUGCCAUCCCCAUGA
This is a messenger RNA of Protopolystoma xenopodis, 249 nucleotides long. The record is from the annotation of a GenBank genome assembly. NCBI's taxonomy places the organism in Eukaryota, Metazoa, Platyhelminthes, Monogenea, Polystomatidea, Polystomatidae.